AUGAACAUGCCAGCUUCGCAAGUCACGCCUCAGACUCCGUGGAAGGAUUUUGCAGCGAUCAAGGACAAUGGCUGGAACUUCGCUCGAGACGAGUUUGAAGACCAGGCUGAUUUUGAUCAGAAAAACAACUACUGCCUCGCCUUCGAAGAUCUCGGGAUCAGCUCGAACUACCAGAACUUCAUUCCAGUCGACAACUACCACAAGAAGACUCGAGGCAGCUACAGGAACAUGUUCAACCUUGUCGACGGCGUAAUCACGGGGGAGGACAAUCAUUCGCCAGACUACCAUAUUCAACGGUCCAAGAAGGAGAAGCAAGCACCACCACUUAAGCAAUGGUCCGAUCUUGUGUUCAUCGACUACCAGGAGCUGCAGCAUCAGACUAGACAGACUGGCGAGAAGAUUGAGCAUUUCAUUCGGAAUAGCAUCGAGAAUAAGGAGACACUGGAUGUGAUCAGAGCAGCACGGAAUGAUGGGCUUCCUAAUGGGCCAGAGCAGAAUCCCCCUGAGUUAAGCUGGGAGUGGAACAUUGCCGAGAAGGGAGCUCAUGCCAUCAUGGGUACGGCGAACGGUGCCGGUGUGGCAUACUUCCUUGCACAGCACAAGGACGCCUUUGGCAUAAGGAGCGUGGAUCGGAUUCAUGCUUUCAACUGUCACGAUCGAGGAGAUGAAAAGUUCUACAUGUGCUUGUACUUCCAUGUUGCGGAGGGACCGUUGCAUUUUGAGGGAGAGUGGUAG
This is a messenger RNA of Fulvia fulva, 735 nucleotides long. RefSeq lists its product as uncharacterized. The record is from RefSeq and is a predicted model, not a curated record. Lineage: Eukaryota; Fungi; Ascomycota; Dothideomycetes; Mycosphaerellales; Mycosphaerellaceae. The transcript is spliced from 4 exons. The coding region runs from base 1 to 735 and encodes 244 amino acids.